AGCAGACCCAAAAUCCUUCCCUGCAUACCACCAAAUUCGCCCUCCAAACAACAAAAAAAAAAGAGAGCAGACCAGGACAUGCCAUCCAAGACAGUUCCCAAGUCAACUGACUCGGCGGCUCGGGGUAGAGGCAGCAGCAGCUUUGUCAACGAUUACCUCGCCGACUGGGACCAAGAUGAUCCGUUCAGGUCACCCAGCCCGGAGCCUGCCAAGAACGACAACAACGACGGUAGCAAGAAGAAGGAUGUGCUGGGAAUCGAGAAAGAGCUCGACUUGAAGAGGAAGCCCAGAGCCCCAAGGGUGAAGCUCGACGAGACCCGGCUGCUUUCAGAUAAGGGCAUCCCGAAACUGCGAAAGACGGCACAGAGGCUCAAGUUCAAGGGCAAAGGUCACGAGUACAACGACGCUGCCCGGCUGCUCUCCUUCUACCAGGAAUGGCUCGACGACCUCUUCCCAAAAGCUACUUUUCUAGACGCCCUCGCCAUGGUGGAGAAGGCAGGCCACAAGACAACCAUGCGCAACGCUAGGCUCCAAUGGAUCGACGAGACCAAGCCUAAGCCCGCAAUGGCAGAGGAUGAGGAGGAGUACCGAAUCCGCCAGGGAUCGUCUGCAUCGCGGCAGUCGGACAAAAUCGCACCGAUCUUUGAGAACACUACGAAGGCGACGCAGGGCCGGGCAAGGACGCCUGCCGCGGACGACUUGUUUGAGGACGAUGAUAUCUACAAUGCCACGCCACUGCGAAACACCGGCGGCACUGCGCCCUCAAGGCAGUUGGGGAACGAUGGCGUUCCGGACGACGAUGACCUUGAUGCCCUGAUGGCCGAAGCUGAGGCAGACUCGGGGAACAGGACACGACCCGCUGCUACUGCCCCGGCCUUCGAAAGCAUCUUUGGAAACGGAGCGAGGACUGCAGCCCCAAUUUCAGCCGGGGAACCCGAUGAUGACGAUUUGGAUGCGCUGAUGGCCGAGGCCGAGGCCGAGACGCGUUCUGACCUAACACGGCCUGGUCAGCCAGCGACGGGCGGCAGCAUAUUCGAAGAUGGCAAGUCAAAAAAACAGGCGACCCAACAGGGGGGCAACGAUGGAGAUGACUUGGACGCGCUCAUGGCCGAGGCAGAAGCGGAUAUUCCGGUCUUUGCUCAAUCAAGCAGGACAGGGGAAAAGGUUAGCAACAGCGAUAUUCAACCUGCAGAUGGCAGCCCUGCUAUGGACGACGGCGAGGACGAUCUCGAUGCGUUUAUGGCGGAGGCCGAGGCGGGGCUCAUUACCACAACACGCCCUUUGAACGGCGCCAAUGCCGCUUCGUCAGUGCAUGCCGAUACUGGGGGACCGAUGGCGAGCUUUGAGGACGACGAGGAGGCGAUGGCCGAGAUGGAUGGACUGUGGUAAAGCUGGCGUAUGAUACUCAAGAGAUGUAUGUGUCUGUACCGCAGGGAACCGCGACCGCAUCAAUUACGACCCACAUGCCUAAUGGUUGACAACCGUGAAGCCAGGACUUCAGCCUGCUUAUGGCAGUGGAUAUCGAACCGCAUGGCGUUUUAAUCAUAUCAAUAGAGGAAUACUGAUGUCCCUGAAAAGAACACUAAAC
Messenger RNA from Parathielavia appendiculata, 1588 nucleotides. Its product is annotated as Swi3-domain-containing protein. Bases 79 to 1389 code for a protein of 436 amino acids. Gene Ontology annotation, cellular component: nucleus; replication fork protection complex. Gene Ontology annotation, molecular function: DNA binding. The transcript has 3 exons. The record is from RefSeq and is a predicted model, not a curated record. Lineage: Eukaryota; Fungi; Ascomycota; Sordariomycetes; Sordariales; Chaetomiaceae. Gene Ontology annotation, biological process: replication fork arrest; DNA replication checkpoint signaling; DNA damage response.